AUCUCAGUUGCGUUUCCACCGUUGUGGCGUUAAAAUGUACCCUCUGCUCUGGAUUAUAAACUUUUGUGCUCUAACUUUUAUCUCGAUAUUCAGUGAACAUUUUCUAAAUCAAGUGAUUUGAACUAUGGUGGUAGAAAAAUAAAGUUUCCCCAUAUACAUUUUUUUUUUCUAAAGUAUAAAUGAAACUUAAUCUGAACUUGUGAAGAAGGUUUUCGUUAAAGUGGCCAUUACACCGAGAGUCAUGUGCAUAUGGAAAUUUGAUUUUAAAUUAAAACAGAUACUUGAUCACUUAAUCUAAACAACAAAAAUAUCAAGAAAAAAACUUAAGAAAUGUGAUGAAAUUUGUGAAAAAAAAUGAAGAAAAACUGCAAAAUUGCAAGAACUAAUAACUGAUGAACCAUCCAAAUACCCAAAAAUGGAUAACUAUUUGUAGUGUUGUGCUAAACCUGCCAAAAAAAAGACUUCCUAGUUUGUCAUAAGAAAUUGAAAAAUGGUGAAGAGAAGAGGUGUGAUGCAAAAAAUAUUCCACUUAAUUGUGUUUACUGUGAAAUUAACUGUAUUAGAUAUUACUAUGUAUAGCUUGUUAUCACCUGCUGUUAGUGUUUCAAAUACCACAGACUUCCAUAAAACAACAAUCUCAAGUGGGAUCGAAAGCUUUGAGUCCAAGCUCAAUGGAGGCUACGAACUACAAUGCUGGAAUUCUACCUACAACAUGGAGACUGAACUUGAGUGCCGAUGCAGCGGAAGCUCUUUAAUGAGGAUCCCUCAAAUCUUUCCAAAAACUGUUCAAUCUCUUACAAUUGUAUCAGCUGGUAUUCAAACUCUAAGAGCAGCUGGACUGAGGCUCUAUUCACAAAACUUAAAAGAUUUAACACUCACCGAUCUACCCAACUUUCGAGAAAUUGAAUCAAGAGCUUUUGAAAAUAUGAAUCAACUCCGCACAAUAUAUAUUUCUCAAGCACCAAAUUUGCAGUUCUUGUCAGCAGAUGUAUUUCAAGGAAUCUCCAAAUCCCUCAAGACACUGAGAAUCCUCAACUGUGGUCUAGAGAAAGUACCCGAUUUGAGAUAUUUGUAUUCGGAUGUGAUUUUACAGAUGGUUGACUUGGAGGGGAAUCGUAUAUCCAGGAUAGAGGAAAAGUCUGUGAGAGUGAAGACUGAACAAUUUAUUCUUGACAAUAAUGACUUGAGAAUUGUGGAGGAUUCUGCAUUUGAGGGAUCAGAAAUUGCUACAUUAAGCCUGAAGGGCAAUACUCAAUUGAGGAAUUUCCAUGACCUAGCGUUUCAGGGUAUUCUCAGUAUUCAAGAACUUGACUUGUCGAGUACAUCGCUUGAAGCCAUCCCAACUGAUGGUCUUGGUGGUCUUGAGAUUCUUCGUAUUCAAAAUACUCACUCCUUGAAAGUCAUUCCGUCUGUCUACAAGUUCAAGAGCUUGAGGGAAGCCUGGCUAACGCAUCCCUUCCACUGUUGUGCUUUCAAGUUUCCCUCUCGACAUGAUCCCCAGAACCAUGCUAAGCGCCAGAAGCACUUAUCCCUCCUUCAGAAGAAGUGCCAGGUUUUCACCAAUCAGGAAUCCAACACAAUUUCCAUAGACGAGAACACCAGCUAUGGCUGGCACAGUCGGGAACGUCGCAGUUGGACUAAGGGUGCAAGAAUGCUGAAAGUCAGCAAAAUGAGAAGAGCACGGGAAUUGGCAGAUAAUUCAUCAAACAGACAUUUCGAUAGGUUGCUGUCUACAGAAGAAGGUAGCAGCAGUAAUUCCUUUGAGGACAACGAUGGGGACUUUGGUGUCUUUCAUGACGACUCAGCUGAUGUCUCGCCCCAUCUUCAAGCAACUUGUGGGAAUCUUACUCAGGAGAAAAUUGACAUCAAGUGCUUUCCCAUUCCCGAUGCUUUGAACCCGUGCGAGGAUGUUAUGGGUAGUCACUGGCUGAGGGGUUCUGUCUGGAUAGUUGUGCUAUUGGCUGUCUUCGGGAACACGGCUGUUCUCAUUGUUCUCUUCUCCAACAGAUCUGACGUCACUGUUCCAAAAUUCUUGAUGAGCAACCUGGCUUUUGCUGAUCUCUGUAUGGGCUUCUAUCUGCUGCUGAUAGCUGCCAUUGAUGCCCAUUCAAUGGGAGAAUACUUCAAUUUCGCCUUCGACUGGCAAUAUGGAUCAGGAUGCAAGGCAGCUGGCUUCCUCACCGUCUUCGCGAGUCAUUUAUCAGUGUUCACAUUGACAAUAAUCACCAUUGAAAGGUGGUUUGCCAUCACAUAUGCCAUAUAUUUGAACAGACGUAUUAAAUUGAAAGCGGCUGCCAACAUCAUGAUUGGUGGUUGGAUAUUCUCAAUUGUUAUGGCUGGUUUGCCAUUGCUUGGCAUCAGCAAUUACUCCUCAACGAGUAUCUGCCUCCCCAUGGAAGCUCGAGAUUCAUACGAUAUCUCGUAUUUGAUCACAGUUCUUGCAAUCAAUGGAUUGGCUUUCGUUAUAAUUGUUAUUUGCUAUGCCCAGAUUUACUAUUCUCUGGGCAAGGAGACUCGACAAGCUGCAAGGAAUGCUUCGAGUGGAGAGAUGACCAUCACCAAGAAGAUGGCUCUUCUAAUAUUCACAAAUUUUGCCUGUUGGAGUCCUAUAGCAUUUUUUGGUCUAACAGCUCUGGCUGGAUAUCCAUUGAUUGAUGUGGCCAAAUCAAAGAUCAUCCUUGUCUUUUUCUACCCUCUCAAUUCAUGUGCAAAUCCCUACUUAUACGCCAUUCUCACUAGUCAAUAUCGACGGGAUUUGUAUCUGCUUCUAUCAAGAUGCGGUUUCUGCAAGAGGCGUGCCAUGGAGUACAAAUUGACGUAUUCAGUUGCAACGCAAAAUACAUUUCCUCUCAUUGCUAGGAAUUCCCUUCCUGAAAACCAAUCAAGGAAAAGUAGCAGAGGGAUUACGUCUGAGGUUUUCGUUUGAUGCCAUUCCACAAUUCCAGCAUAAAAUAAUAAUAAAUGAGCAGAAGGAAAUUAAAAUUUGUUGACAACCACUAGCCUGGCUUCAGUUUUUUUUUGGAAUCAUCAUUGUGAUACUUGUAAUUACAUUUAAGGAUCAAAAAGUAGAACAAGUAACAAUUGCUAUGUAUACAUAUUUAAGAUCUCUUUUUUUUUUGGUAUAUCAGAGCUCGAUAUUAAAUUUGCAUUGGAAGAUUGCGAAGUUUGAGUCCAUUUAGGUUUAUGAAUUGUUAAAAUAUUUGUUUCUCUGUCGAGAAACAUUUCAUAACGUAAUUUUAUUUCAUGUACAACUUGUAUGUAUAACACUCUUGAAAUCUCUUACUCAAACCCAUAUAUAUAGCGUUGUAUUAUUAAUGUUAUUAACUAGUGCAAUAAAGGAUGAAAACAGUAUUACCUGC
Molecule: messenger RNA, 3359 nt
Organism: Phlebotomus papatasi
Lineage: Eukaryota; Metazoa; Arthropoda; Insecta; Diptera; Psychodidae
Gene: Lgr1
Product: lutropin-choriogonadotropic hormone receptor
Exons: 16
Coding region: 491-2926 (811 amino acids)
Biological process (GO): G protein-coupled receptor signaling pathway
Cellular component (GO): membrane
Molecular function (GO): G protein-coupled receptor activity; protein-hormone receptor activity
Source: RefSeq, a predicted model, not a curated record